AAUCUGCCUCCCAACUUUCUGCGGCCGUCAGUGCGUCCGCGCGCGCCUCCUCCGCGGGUCUGUGCCAUGGAUGUACCGUCCCCGUGAGCCCCCCGCGCGCCCUCAGCACCACUUCCAGCUUUUCUUUUCUUUCUGUCCUUUAUUCCGUCUUCUCUCUCGGAUUCUGGAGAGCGUCGCGAGGCGAAAUGAUGGCAUCAAUAGGGGAAUUCGAUCCUCUCAACACCAGAGUCCCAGCAACUAAAAUAGAAGUUACCGUGUCGUGCAGGAAUCUACUAGAUGUGGACACGUUCUCAAAGUCAGACCCCGUGGUUGUGUUGUAUUUACAGGCGGUGGGGACCAAAGAAUGGAGGGAGUUUGGCCGGACGGAGGUGAUCGAUAACACUCGGAAUCCAGACUUCGUCCGGAAAUUUGUGCUGGAUUUCUUCUUUGAGGAGAAGCAGAAUCUAAGGUUUGACGUGUAUAAUGUGGACUCCAGAAGCUGCAACAUUUCCAAACAUAAGGACUUUCUCGGCCAGACCUUUUGCACACUUGGAGAAAUAAUUGGCUCCACUGGAGGAAGACUGGAGAGGACACUAUCUGGGAUUCCAGGGAAGAAGUGUGGAGUCAUUAUCCUGACUGCGGAGGAGCUCAGUAACUGCAGGGACAUCGCUACCAUGCAGUUGUGUGCCAACAAGCUGGAUAAGAAGGACUUUUUUGGAAAGUCCGACCCCUUCCUGGUUUUCUAUCGCAGCAACGAGGAUGGAACGUUCACCAUCUGCCACAAGACAGAAGUGAUCAAGAACACGCUGAACCCCGUCUGGCAGCCCUUCACCAUCCCUGUUAGAGCCCUGUGCAAUGGCGACUAUGACAGGACUGUGAAGGUAGACGUCUACGACUGGGAUCGAGAUGGAAGACACGACUUCAUUGGAGAGUUCACCACCAGCUACAGAGAGCUGUCUCGGGGGCAAAACCAAUUCAACGUCUACGAGGUAUUAAAUCCCAAGAAAAAAGGCAAAAAGAAGAAAUACAUCAACUCUGGAACAGUAACACUGCUGUCCUUCAAAGUGGAGUCUGAGUACACCUUUGUAGAUUUCAUUCGAGGGGGGACACAGCUGAACUUUACAGUGGCUAUUGACUUCACAGCAUCCAAUGGUAACCCAUCCCAGCCAACGUCCCUCCACUAUAUGAGUCCAUACCAGAUGAAUGCAUAUGCCAUGGCCCUGAAAGCAGUGGGAGAGAUAAUCCAGGACUACGACAGUGACAAGCUCUUUCCUGCCUACGGCUUUGGAGCUAAGCUCCCCCCUGAUGGCAAAAUCUCCCAUGCAUUCCCACUGAACGGCGAUGGUGAUCAUCCAAACUGUGUGGGCAUUGAGGGAGUCCUGGAGGCGUAUUUCCAGAGCCUGAGGACGGUGCAGCUGUACGGACCCACAAACUUUGCUCCCGUUAUCAACAAAGUGGCAAACUGUGCAGCAGAGAUUACAGAUGGCUCCCAGUACUUUGUCCUGUUGAUGAUCACAGAUGGAGUGAUUUCUGACAUGGUCCAGACCAAAGAGGCUGUGGUCAAUGCUGCAGCCCUUCCUCUGUCCAUCAUAAUUGUUGGUGUUGGACCUGCUGAGUUUGAUGCGAUGGAGGAGCUGGAUGGUGACGAAGUGAGAGUGUCCUCCAGAGGACGUCUUGCUGAGAGAGACAUCGUUCAGUUUGUUCCUUUCAGGGACUACGUCGACAGAUCUGGCAACCAGGUCCUCAGCAUGGCUCGGCUGGCUAAGGACGUCCUCGCUGAGAUCCCAGACCAGCUGCUGUCUUUUAUGAAGAGCAGAGGAAUUGAACCGCGACCAGCCCUCUCCUCAUCACCGCUUCCCGAGCUGCACCGACACAUCUGACCCCGCCUCAUCCACCCUGUCUCAAUUCCUAUUUGUCCGUAACUGUCUCUUCUCCUCUCCCUGCUUAUCUCCACUUGCCCCUCUUCCAGUUACUCCCUACUUUAGGCGUAUGAAAGAACUGACCUGCCUGUUGCCCCUCUUCCUCACUUAUCAUCAGCGAGGCUAAACAGACAUGUCCUAUCUCCUGGCAGGCGCUGCUGCCCGACUCACCUGACGCUGCAGCUCAUCUUUACCUCCUUUACGUUACAAAAGUGCGGUGAGACUAAUUCCUCACCGCCGCCUUCCUGCUGACAUUUGAACAUUUGGGGGUGACGUUUCUAAUUAUUUUACUAAUUCCUCCUAAGAGCUUUUUAUAAGAUAUGUUUGGCAGCGGGUUUUUUUCUGGGGGGGUCAUCUUCCUUUACUGAAGGAAAGAGAUCUUAAAGCUCAAAGCUGCAGCUGGGAAGGUAUGAAAGCAGACCACAAUAUUCCAGAACAUGCCCACAACUGCAAUAUAAUAUGGCAAAUGUGAAUAUUAAUGUUAAUUCUGCCAAAAUAAUACUGUAGGAACGAUAAAAGGAAUCUAAAAAUGCCAAAUUAGUUAGCAUAAAAAACGUCUUUGGGAACAGAAAAAUAAAAAAAGCAAUACUGGAGAAGUAAAAGAACAUUUAGAAACACAGAAAUGAAGCAAAAUGCUAAAUUGAACCAAACAGUAUUAACUAAAUUAAGAAAAAACUAUUUAAGGUUGAGUGAAAAGAAGCUGAGCAACAAUGAGGAACAAUAAAUAAUGAAGAAUCCAGAUUUACAGGUAAGUCAUAACAAAGCAUAAGUCUUUGAAAAGGCCAAACAAUGCUGAAAAGUAGGUCAGUAAUGUGAUUGAAAAGGUGCAUGAGGUAAAGAUGCAGACAAAGAUGUUGGAACUCAGUCAUGAUACUAAAAAUGUAAAUUUGCAGGAAACCGAAAGAUUUUGAAAAUGGCAGAAUUAGAAAGUAGCGGAAAAAUGCUACAGUCAGCAAAAAAAAGCUGGAUUGGCUCUAAAGUGAGCACAACAGCAGGAAAUAGAAGAAAAAAUGUAAUUUGGGGUCAAAUGACAAGAAUAACAAGUAUAGAUCCAAAACUUAAGGGAACUGUAAGACAGGUUAUGCCUUAGUCUCGUGCGCCUGUUCAGAUGCUGUAGGUUUUUGGGGGGGUCCAGGUCCGUGGAAGGUUGUAGAGGGGAUUGUUCGCUUCUUAAGAUGAGUGCAGGUGUGUCUUGAAGUUCUCUUGAGGCUCGUGCGGCCACUUCCAAUUAUGUCAUGAAACUAGAACGACUAUUCUCAUACGUGUGGUAAGAGUAUCAAGAGGUAUUCAUGAGGAUAAUGGUCGUUCCACGCACUUAUGACACAUGAGUGAUGCUGUUGUACAGUGUCCUUACACCACACUCUAGUAAGGUACAAUUACUGACUCCCUACUGACCGUGCAUGGGGUGUGCACGUGAUACGCAAGCGUCCAUAGGAUGUCUACACAAAGUACACACUGAUUGCCGAAUUUCCUGAUUUUAAAUAGUCAGGCUGCAGCAAGGAGCGCACUUAUCACGUGAACAGCACUAUGGGCUCCUUGUGCCGUCCACAAGAGUUGCGGAGGUUGAAAAGAUGAAAAACUCGUACGAAUCUCUCCUCCUUCUUCUUUACUUACCCUUACGUGUUGUGUAAGUGUUCACUUCGACCGGUCACCUUCAGCGUGGCCGUAGGAACGCAUGUGGAGGAACAUUUUCUCUCUACAGGCUCAUCGAGCGAUCUACGGUCUUAAAAAUGUCCUGUGUGUCACUGCCGUGCCCAGUACAAGUUUACCCUUUUUUCACCAGCAUCCAUACCUAAGGGCAGUUGUGACUAUGGCAUUAAAAAUAUUUUAAAAAAAUAAAAACAAGUAGCAGUGCUCAAAAUGCUGAAAUAAAAUAUACGUGGGAAGCUGAAAAAUAUGCGUGAAGGACGUAAACGGAAGCAAAACCUGUUUAUCAAUGCUAAAAAGGCUAAUCUGGCUAAAAUAAAAUGCUAAAUCUCAGCUACAAAGAUAAAACAGACUGAUGUGAUAUAAAGGAACACUCCAGCAGAAUUGAAUUUGCGAUUUAAAAAACAAAAAGGGCGAUAAUCUUUUUCUUUUUUUACAGUUCGAAUUGGACCUUUAGGGGAACACAUACAAAGCUUCAUCGAUUCAUUAGAAAGGAGAUGAACAAGUAAAAGAAUCUCUAGAAGGUACAACAGUUAUGUGCCGUUUGUCCUCUAAAGCUCUGCAGGAACACUCCGAUGCCAAAGAAAUAGGAAGCAGUGUUAUCCUUAGCUGCAUCAUUUGGGAGAAGACCUAUUAAGAGCCUAAUGUGAUAUUUAAUUAAAGUUAAAUGAAUCUGAAGCUCUCCAUAAGCUUCACAUGAUUCCCUUUACGAGUUGCAGUAAUCCGGAAAUGUUUUUUUUUUAGGUUUAUUCGACUCAAAAAAUGCAGAAAAUUCGUCCCAACAGAGCUUUUGUUGGGAAUUCUGUCGCACGCCUAGACACGCACACCUCUGCCUACCACGCUGCAUCCCACCUCUCCUCACCCAGCGUGGGUCGAGGCUCGGUGCAGGUUCUCCCCCCCCCCACUGUCAGAGAAAUGCCAGUCUCUCCAGCUGCCCCGCAGAGAAGAGGAGGGGGAAAGGAAGGAGAGGAGCCAGAGGGAGGGAGUACAGGGAGGAGAAGAGGAGCAGGGGUAAGAGGGAAAGAGCUCAAGGACACUGGGGGUAAGAAAGCAACAAGGGAUUUGUUUUGUUGAAGGCCAAGAGGGACAGAAAGCAGGAGAAGAAGGUGAGAAAGUCUCUGUAUGCACAAGAAAAUUCAACUUUAGCGAAGGGCAGAUGCACAUACUUUGUAAAGCAAUAUACCUGAGUCCUAAUGUUAUGUGUGCCCAAUGCAUGUCUCUUCUUCUCCCCUGCCAUUACUUGACAUUUCAUCCCCAAGCGGACCAGAGCGGCGUGCAAAGUGGGCAAAGUCUGCCACCUAGUGCCCGCCGUUCAUAUAGCAGGGUAUCUUUGUCAUGCAUGUACAUUCCUGUAGUAUCUCAGACAUGCAUGGCCAGUCUUACAAUCACAGCAACCACACCAACAAAGAGGAAUCCCAUACCCUACAUCAUCAACUCGGGUGUAAAAUGUGUUGCUUUUUUCAAGUGAAUGUCGAGGUUGUGCUGAAGGGGAAUGUUACAUGUGCUUUGUAAGUAAAAUGCCUUUUUUCUUACCCUCUUUUGUUACGUUGAGUAGUUUUUACAUUUUUAUUUUUUGCAUGUGGGCAAUAAAGCGUUGCAGUUGUUUUAGUAGAUGUUGCCCUAAAAGCAGAGAUAGCGAUAUAUAUCUCAAAGUAUAAUAUGCAUUUCUCCUCUGUCGCUGUAUAUUUUCAUUUGUGGGAUUAAAACUCCUGUGCCCUGCUGAAUCCAGUGAAACCACAAGUGGAUUUGAGAUUAUAGGGAGGUCAGAGGGCAUCAGGAUUUCAGCCUCCUGACAGUUUGACAUGAAGAAGCUUUUAUCGUCCAUACAGGACCAAGAGUUUCUUUUUCACUUGCUUGACUUAGAGCCGCCAACGUCUUUUACAUCUGUGUUUCUAAAACAUCUGUAUUGUAUGUAGAGGUUUUUAAGGAUUAAAAAAAGGACAUUAUAGGAAGCUGCUUUGACAAAUACUCGUUGUGUUUUGAUAUGGGGUUUAGAAAUGUUUGUGUGCACUCAUAUCUCCUGCACUUGGUGAACUGUUGUUCAAUAUUACCAAAAUUAAAACAACCCAAACUGAU
Messenger RNA from Oryzias latipes (Japanese medaka), 5621 nucleotides. The record is from RefSeq and is a predicted model, not a curated record. NCBI's taxonomy places the organism in Eukaryota, Metazoa, Chordata, Actinopteri, Beloniformes, Adrianichthyidae.